ACCAGCGAAGGCGUACAGGAGCAGGCGUUGGGGGCGCUGGCGAACCUUUCAAUGAACGAAGACAAUGCAGCAAAGCUGGCUGUGCUAGGAGGCAUGGAGACUGUCAUGAGGGCGAUGAAGGCGCAUCCUGCAAGCGGUGUUGUUCAGGAGCAAGCAUGUGUGGCGCUUGCAAACCUGGCUGUCAACGCGGACAACGCAGCAAAGCUGGCUGGGCUAGGGGGCCUGGAGACUAUCUUGGGGGCGAUGAAGGCACAUCGAUACAGUCAAGGCGUACAGGAGCAGGCGUUGGGGGCGCUGGCGAACCUGGCUGAGAGUGCCGAUAUUGCAGUCAAGAUUGCUGUGCUAGGAGGCAUGGAGGCUAUUAUGCGAGCGAUGAAGGUCCAUCCGACUAGCGAGGUUGUACAGCAGUACGCGUGCUGGGCGCUCGCAAACCUGGCUGUCAAUGCGGACAACGCAGCGAUGCUGGCUGACCUCGGGGGCAUGGAGGCUAUCAUGGGUGCGAUGAAGGCGUAUCAGUCGAGUGAAGCUUUACAUGAGCAGGCGUGCAGGGCGCUAUUGAAUUUGGCAUCCACCUUUAAAACCAUGAGUCAUAUGGUAGUUCCUCAUGUAAGAACUUGUGUUCGCAUUGCUAUGGAAACAUAUCAGCACAACGCAAAUAUUCAAGAGUUUGGUAGACAUUGUCUUGAAAUGAUUUGACAAGAACUAUUUUCGGUAGGUGAUUUUGAAAUCUUUGAAAUGCUCUUUAAAAUGCCACAUCAUGACGAGUUGGGACCAUGUAUGAACGUCAAAGCGACCCUCAAGCAAUUCAUUUUAUUCAAACAAAAACAAACAAAAACAAAUGAUGAUUCCGGCAUGGAAAGGCUUUAAGGAGAGAUGUGUUCACUCUGCAAUAUCGAGGGGACCAGUCUCAGCGACUUAUCAGUUUUUGCCAAUACACAUAAGCUUCAUCUC
Molecule: messenger RNA, 951 nt
Organism: Guillardia theta CCMP2712
Lineage: Eukaryota; Cryptophyceae; Pyrenomonadales; Geminigeraceae
Exons: 2
Coding region: 52-696 (214 amino acids)
Molecular function (GO): protein binding
Source: RefSeq, a predicted model, not a curated record